GCCCCGUCAGCGGGCAAACCUAAGAGGAAAAGCAGGCCUGGUCUCGGCCCCAUUCCUGUUCCCCACCUGUCUCUACCCUUUUCUUCCCUUUCCCUGGCCCUGCCAGACUCUGUCUCCCUGGGUGCCCGCCUCCCCUCCCCUGGAGGGCGGGGCUUGGCUGCACCCACGUGUGUUGGAGUUAUAUGCUCCCAGCCGGCAGAGGAGCUGGGGAGAGUGGCACCCAGCUGGUGGCUCAGGCAGCGAAGCGGCACCAUGGCCGGCAAGAAAGUCUGCAUUGUAGGCUCUGGUAACUGGGGCUCAGCCAUCGCCAAGAUUGUGGGUGGCAAUGCAGCCCAGCUGGCACGCUUUGACCCACGGGUGACCAUGUGGGUGUUUGAGGAAGACGUCGGGGGCAGAAAGCUGACAGAGGUCAUCAACACACAGCAUGAGAAUGUCAAAUACCUGCCAGGGCACAAGUUGCCCCCCAAUGUGGUGGCUGUCCCAGAUGUGGUCCAGGCUGCAGUGGAUGCUGACAUCCUGAUCUUCGUGGUACCCCAUCAGUUCAUCGGCAAGAUCUGUGAUCAGCUCAAGGGCCACCUGAAGGCAGACACCAUUGGCAUAUCUCUUAUUAAGGGGGUAGACGAGGGCCCCAACGGGCUGAAGCUCAUCUCUGAAGUGAUUGGGGAGCGCCUUGGCAUCCCCAUGAGCGUGCUGAUGGGGGCCAACAUUGCCAGCGAGGUGGCUGAUGAGAAGUUCUGUGAGACAACCAUUGGCUGCAAGGACCUGGCCCAGGGACAGCUUCUGAAAGAGCUGAUGCAGACACCCAAUUUCCGCAUCACGGUGGUGCGAGAGGUGGACACAGUAGAGAUCUGUGGGGCCUUAAAGAAUAUAGUGGCCGUGGGGGCUGGCUUCUGUGAUGGGCUGGGCUUUGGCGACAACACCAAGGCGGCCGUGAUCCGACUGGGGCUCAUGGAGAUGAUCGCCUUCACCAAGCUCUUCUGCAGUGGCCCUGUGUCCUCUGCCACCUUCUUGGAGAGCUGCGGUGUUGCUGAUCUCAUCACUACCUGCUACGGAGGGCGGAACCGCAAGGUGGCCGAGGCCUUCGCCCGCACAGGAAAGUCCAUUGAGCAGCUGGAGAAAGAGAUGCUGAAUGGGCAGAAGCUGCAGGGGCCCCAGACAGCCCGGGAGCUACACAGCAUCCUCCAGCACAAGGGCCUGCUGGACAAGUUCCCUCUGUUCAUGGCUGUGUACAAGGUAUGCUAUGAGAACCAGCCAGUAGGUGAAUUCAUCCGCUGCCUGCAGAAUCAUCCAGAACACAUGUGAGCAGGGCUGGGGCCCAGGCCAGGCAGCCUCUUUACCCCAGCGGAGACAGGCAGAAGCUUGGGGUGCCUGGCCACCACGAUCUCUGGGACUCCCCACACAGCAGCGUCUUCUCAGCUUUUCACUGGAGGACAGGUGCCUGUGGGCCCGGCCACCUGCCUGGAGAUCCUGAAGCACAAGCAGCCCGCAGCCUCCUGCCACCUCAUCGCACCAGAAGUGGAGUUGCCUAGUCCCUCUCCAUGUGUGGGGCUUUCUCCCUGUCCUCUGGGAGGGGUAGGAUCAGCCCCAGUGCUGCCUGCUCUGGGUAUGUGGUGGGGGGGGAGGGGAGGGAGGCAAGGCAAGGGCUGCUUACUGCUGCCUCACACAGACCAGGACUCCUGUCCCCAAGCCCAGUUAAUGGCUAAAGAAGUACCUCAGCUGCAAGAGGGAUGAGGCAAGGGCUGCAGGGAGGGGUCUGGGCUUUUGGGCUGACAUAGACCUCUGCCAGGCCUCACACGGCAUCAAUGGAUCUCUGUUUGUUCGCAAAAUACAA
Lipotes vexillifer (Yangtze River dolphin) is the source of this 1831-nucleotide messenger RNA. RefSeq names its product glycerol-3-phosphate dehydrogenase 1 (gene GPD1). Gene Ontology annotation, molecular function: protein homodimerization activity; NAD binding; glycerol-3-phosphate dehydrogenase [NAD(P)+] activity. The transcript has 8 exons. The record is from RefSeq and is a predicted model, not a curated record. Gene Ontology annotation, biological process: carbohydrate metabolic process; glycerol-3-phosphate catabolic process. Gene Ontology annotation, cellular component: cytosol. Bases 253 to 1302 code for a protein of 349 amino acids. NCBI's taxonomy places the organism in Eukaryota, Metazoa, Chordata, Mammalia, Artiodactyla, Lipotidae.